AUGCGGCCAGACGAGGGAGCGGUCAAUUUGAUGUUAGUCUUGUCGUGUCUUGCUUUUGGUGCCUCAUCCUUCUUGUUCGGCUAUGAUGAUAGAGUUAUCUCACCUGUGGCUGCAACACCAGCCUUUGUGAGGUUACUUCAAGGCUAUGCCGGCCCUAGCAACGAAAACCUUUCCCUGACAGCACGCAAUCAGGAUCUGGUUUUCUCUGUCCCUCUAGUUGGAUCAGUCAUUGGUGGCCUCGCCACAACACUCUUGACCAAUCGCUUUGGCCGGAAGUGGACACUUAUUGGGUCAUACGUCUUCUCACUAUUGGGAGCCUUCUUACAAGUCUUUGCACCAAACUUGACAGCCUUCGUCAUCGGACGUUUCUGCAGUGCCUUUGUUAUUGGAAUUGCACACACUAUCGCACCACUAUAUCUUUGCGAAGUUGUGCCUGCAUCAAUGAGAGGUCGGAGCGUGCAGAUCUACAACAUUCUCAAUAUAUUUUCUGGUGUCAUUGCUACUAUUGUCUCAAACGCCACCCACGCGAUCGAUGGACCUAAGGCUUAUCAAAUUCCCCUGUCCAUCGAAGCUGGUCUUCCUGCGUUGCUGUUUGUCUUGACUCUUGGUAUUCCUGAGAGCCCUCAAUGGCUCGUGUCCAAGGGUCGAAUGGGGGAGGCUAAGAAGAACUUGCGACGGCUGCGUGGCUUUUCUGACUUCCAGUUAGAGGAUGAGUUCCGCGUUAUUGUUCUCUGUGAGGAAAAUGAACGCGAGCUGACAUCGAACGUGCAUUUCUGGGACCUUUUCAAUCGGGAGAACUUUAAGAGGACAAUCACCGCUGGGUCGUUCUAUUCGCUUAACCAGGUCUCGGGCGUGAUUCUAUCGACCACAUAUACUACCGUCUUCCUCAGCCAGUUGGGCGUGGGUAAUGCGUUUGUGCUUACGAUUAUAGCUUCUCUCUGUAAUCUGGCCGGAGCUGUCGUUGCGCCCAUGGUUCUCGACCUUUACGGGCGCCGCCCAACAGCAUUGUGGGGGAUGAUGUUUCUCUUCUGCCUCGAUGCCGUAGCUGGAGCACUGGCAUUCUUUCCCGAUAACAGAAACGCCCUGUUGACAAUUGCCGCGUUGGGAUUCAUCUUCAACUUUGUCUGGGCAUUAUCCUUUCUCUCUGUCUCAGUGCUGCUUCCGCCUGAGAUCUCAACGCCGAAGCUGCGGUCUCACACAAUGGCUUAUACCGUGGCAUGUUGUCAGACAACAGCUGUCAUCACAACUUUCGCCGUGCCUCAGCUAACAUCAGCCGAUGCAGCUAACCUUGGCGCUAAGACCUAUCUUGUCUUCGCUGGCUGUAUGGCCUGUGUGAUUGUCUGGAGUUACAUGCUUAUGCCUGAAACUAAAGGCCGAACUUAUGCAGAAAUUGAUGAAAUGUACGACAAGAAGGUACCUAUGCGAAAUUGGAGUAAAUAUGAGACCUCAACUGAAGCAAAGCAAAGCAACCUAAAGGCCGGAAAUACUCUGAGAAAGCGUAUAAAUAACGAAGUAUAA
Molecule: messenger RNA, 1518 nt
Organism: Trichoderma asperellum CBS 433.97
Lineage: Eukaryota; Fungi; Ascomycota; Sordariomycetes; Hypocreales; Hypocreaceae
Biological process (GO): transmembrane transport; carbohydrate transport
Cellular component (GO): membrane
Molecular function (GO): carbohydrate:proton symporter activity
Source: RefSeq, a predicted model, not a curated record